Messenger RNA from Symbiodinium natans, 2736 nucleotides. The record is from the annotation of a GenBank genome assembly. Lineage: Eukaryota; Dinophyceae; Suessiales; Symbiodiniaceae.
AUGGCUCUUUGCAAGGCCUGGCUGUGGCUCCUGGUCCUCGGGAUCUCAGGGUGCCUGGCCGUGAGAAUCCCUUGGUCCACCGUUCGGAAGAACUCGCCCACGGGUUGGCAGCCGGAGCCUUUAGAGUUCCUCAGCGACCUCCACUCCAACCCUUUCAUUUUUCCGUUUGAGCAGUGCUUCCCGCCUGAGAGUCCGGCGACCUUCGUCCGCUGCUGCAACGCCCACCGGCGCCACCAGCUGCCAAACCGGGAUUGCUGGGGGAGGCCGUUGCUGCAGGGGGCCCAAGCCAAAUACCUCCAGAGCCUGCAUAAGCUUAGACAGUCCGAACCUCUUCAGAAGGGGGGAGAUGCGCAGUCGGAAGCCGACUGGAUUUUGCAAGAAGUAAGCCGGCACUGUUCAUCUGGCGAGUGCCACCAGCAGCAUGCGCCCUACAACAGCUUGCAGUUCUUGGAAGAGUUGAGUCGGUCGUUUUUCAACCUUCUCCAGGUGACCGAUCUAGAGCAGGACGCGCGACUGGAGCAUCCUGGUCCUGCAGAGUACAAGAGAUGGCGGAGCUGGCAAAAUCGGAGCCUUACAAAUCCUCUAGACUGCUGCGGCCUUGAGAUAGAGACGCUAGCAAGAAGCCCCGUGCUUCGCCCAAGGCCUUUCUUGGACGAGUAUUAUGAGCAGAAGUGGCCUCCAGCAUUGACGGAGAUGAACAGAGUCGAGCGAGAUCUAUUUUCAUGCCAGGGUGUACUUGUCGAAAUCGCCCUUCACGAGCUGGUGGUUUUGUACAUACACUCGGGGUCACCCGCGUUCAUUCUGCGCGAACGGAAGAGUUUGCCUCCCAGGGCUCGAAGGAGGUACCUGAAGUGGAGUGAACGGUGUGCCUACCACUACAGCAAGUUCGAUCGCUUGCGCUUUUGGGCACAGAGCUUGCUUGACUUUACGACCAGUCGGGUACAGGUGGAGCCAAGGCAGGACCAACUUUUUGUAGAUGUGCUGCCUGCAAACAGCACGGUUUAUCCAGAGGGGCGCGCAGCAGUCAAGCAAUUCGGCAUUCUCGUGAGCUGCACUCAGCAGACGCAAGCUUUCUGCCGCUUACCGGUGGGCCUGUGGCAAUGCUAUGCAAGAAAGCACUCGCACAACACCGAGGUUUGGUAUCGGGAGCAGAUCUUUGAUUUCAACAGCGCAGCAGCACUCAGAUGCUUUCUGGGGUCACGUCCGACGGGCUCAGCACGUGAACAAGGCGUAGAAUUUACAGGCCUGGAUCGUGGCGACAAUGAAACGAGGUCCUUUUACUCUUGGCGCACAUCCUUUAACUCACUUCCAUUUAGUAGCAUGUGCUUACUCUAUCAUGAGGCUCUGCAUGACAAGUGGCGUACGAAACGGAUGGCGGCGGAUGUGUUUGCGGGAUAUGAGUGGCAUCUUCUGGUGGAUGGUGGGGACGUCACUGUCGGGCCCGACUGUUUCAACGAGAAUCUGGAGAAGAUGAUUUCGACAGUGCCAGACGAAGCCAGCAUCGUUGUGAAGGAUCCGAGUGAGCUUGAAGAUAGCAACGGAGGAGUGGUGCUGGUCCGACGGUCGCCUUUGGGGAAACUUUUUCUGGACUUGAUGCUGGAUAAGAUCAGCUGGCCAAUGCAACUAAUAGGAAGCGGCUGCUAUUUCGAUCAGCCCAGUAUGAAUGAAGCUCUUUUGGAGAUACUCGCGUGGGAGACGGGGGCUGAGUAUAAUUCAGAUUGCUUGCCGCACAUGUUCAUUGAGCCUGUGGGGGAUGGCCACUUUCAGUGUAACUACCUUGCUCACCUGUUGUGUUUCAAGUCUCAUCUGCGGCGCAUGGCAGGCCCCUUUGGAAAUCGUAGCAGCCGCAAGGUCUUCUUCCUGCCGCCCCACGCAGCGGCAGACAUGAAUUUCCGGCCCUUUGGCAAUGUGCCAGACGGGGCGAUCACCGACGACCUUGCUUCCUUUCGGUGGAGGCCAUUCCUGUGGCACUGGGUGAACUACGGGGCCAAGCGCAAAGUAAUGCUGCAACACCAUGGCCUUGCAGAAGAUGCCGAGGCAUCUCUUCCACCGUAUCCGCCUCAUGACCAGCGGAAGGAAGCUUCGGCAUGGCGCAAGUUUUCUGAGCUGGAGGCGCAAUGGUGCCAGCGCAACCUUGCCAGCAGUCCGUCGGUAUUUCGCAAAUAUGACCCAAUAGAUUACGAGGAGAAGAUACGUAUGCUGGUCUUCGUCCUCCCCGAGCCCGGCCCCUUGAGCAACUGCAAGCGCUUCACGGCGGGCGGCGAUGUCAUGGACAAAGGACAGACAAAAUACUCGGCGAAACACAACGGUCUAUCACCCAUGCAACCAGACGUGGAGGAAGAGCUGAGCUCCCUUUUGGCCAGCGAGGGAGGCUCAGUCGGCUCAGUGCGAGAAUUUGGAGAAGCAGCGUUUACCAGGCCUCGCAGCUGCGCGCUUGGCACCAGCGUAGUUCUACUUCUACUGGGCUUCGUGGGCGUGUGGGCUCAUCACAGCGCGCCCAGCGCGCUCCGCUCGGGUGCCCUGCAAAGUGGUGCCUCGAUGCUGGCGGAGGCUCCGACAGCUCCGACCCUGAAGCCGUGGGAUUGCAACACCGGAUUUCCGAUACAGCUCAGAGGAGACAUAAGUAUGCAAUCUUGGGACUUGGAUACCCUUGACGUGCCUUCUGGCAAGUACCAGAGAUUGGCAUCGAUGAAAAGGAUCCCCAACAUUAUCCAGCUCAAUGCUUGCGCAACUUGA